AUGGGUAACUUGAUAGGAGUGAGUAGAAAUCCUCCAAGUUUAACAGAGUUACUUUUGUUACACGAUCUGCGAGUAUCGACGUCUCCCAAGGCGUUCACGACAACAACGACAACGACAACUACGACUACGACGACAACCACGACGAGUAGUAGCAGCAGUAGCAGCUCAUCUUCAUCGAGUUGUAGUAGUAGCAGUAGCAGUAGCAAGCAACAGGCAUCAUCGUCAUCGUCAUCCCCUUCAUCAUCGUCAUCGUCACCGGCAUCAUCCAAUAUUACGUCAUCGGCAUCAUCUCCAGAUACACAGAACCAUCAUCACCAUCACCAUUACUUUAAAUCACAACAACCAACCGUCGAAUUAUUUGCCAGUUAUCUCUUUAUGUGGCGUGCACACGUUGAUACCAGCGAUCCACUAUUUACACAGUUUGAUAUCGUCGACCUGCACACCUUUAAACAAUUCAACAACAAUGAAUGUUAUAUAGUUUUACAUGUUAUCAAUAACAAUGAAAUUCAAAGACAACAACAACAAGGUAUCCAACAACCACCGGUACAACCACAACCACAAACAGGAACAGGUUUAUUUAAUCAAUUAAAUAAUAUUGUUUUUCAACAACAACAACAACAACAACAACAACAACAACAACAACAACAACAACAACAACAACAACAACAACAGGAUACAUCUUCACUUAAAGAAGUCAUUGUUUCAGCUCAAUCAGAGCUUACGCCAAGAGGAUUGUCAUGUCCUGCCGAUGUCAAUUCCCUCGAUCCAAUUUCUCAUUUUGAAACUGAAGAAAUUUCUCAUGACGUUUAUAUAUGGAAUGGAAAGAAUUCAUUACCGAUUACCAAAGCAUUAUGUUUUGCAAAGGGAUUUGAAUUGGUAAAGGCAUUAAAGUUUAGCGAAACAUUUAUCAACAAGAACCUUGUGUUUAAGAGCAAGGAGGGAUACAUCGAUCAGUCAAACGCACCCGAUUCAAAUUUCUCCUCGUCGUCCUCGUCGUCGGCGUCCUCCUUGUCAACAUCACCAAUUGCCACCUCUGUCAUUGCACAGUCCAAUUCAUCGAAUUCAUCCAACACUUCUUCAACCAACACUUCAACCAACACUUCAACAACCAACAACAAUGUAAAUAAUACAAUUUGGAAGAUACCAACUUCCUCUAGCCUUUUAAUCCAACGUUUAUUCCUGACUCAUUCGUCGUCAUCUUCAUCGUCAUCAUCAUCGAUGAUGAUUUCAUCUACAGCAACCAAUAAUAAUAACAACAACAAUAAUAUUAAUAAUAAUAAUAAUGAUAGUAUGCUAGAAUCCAGCCAUUUUUCUCCACUCUCUUCAUAUUUUAUUGAUGAUGUUACACAGAAUCUUUUCAACACUAAUCAACCGAAUAAUAAUAAUAAUAAUAACAACACCAAUAAUAACACUUUUAAUAGUAUUCAUCUUUUUAAACAAAUUCUACGAAAGAAUUACCCAAGCCUUUUCAGACCUUCAUUGCCAUCAUCUGUCAUUGCCACCUCUGCAUCCUCAUCCAUUCUAUCGAUUGGUUCCAUGUUUGGAGGCAAGUUCCCUGCAAGCAUUGAAAUGGGUCAUUUGGACAAGAUCAUUGAAAAUAACAACACAUCUCAAAAACAACAAAAUAUAUCGUCGUCGUCCAAUAGUUUUCCAAGUUUACCUACUUUUAACCCAAGAUAUGAGGUUUUAAAAAAGUUGUCGUCAUUAUCCAAUGCUGCGACACCCGCAACUAGAGCAAGGUCAUCGUCAUCACCAUCACGCCCUUGUGUGCCUAAACUACCGAUGCACAAGGUGAGGAAUAUCCCAGUACUCGAUAUUCCCACUCUAUCCAGUAUGGCAAUGACUCCAAGUCCACCUUCAUCAUCUUCAUCGUCUUCAUCUACAAGUAGCAGUAGUAGUAUUUGUAGUAAUAAUAGUAGUAUACAUAGUAAUCAUAGUAAUCACAGUAGUCAUAGUAAUAAUAAUAAUAAUAAUAUAUCAGUUUUAACCUCCUCAUUAACUUUAAAUGAUCAUGUAAAUCCAAUCAAUAAUCUUAAUCUAAAUAAUUUAAAUCUCAACAACAAUGGUAAUAAUAAUAUAAAUAGUAGUAAUAAUAAUCCAACUAUGAUUAAAAAUCAUAAAAUAUCAAAUUUAAAUAUUAACAAACAGAAUUCAAUGUCAUCGAUACCAUUGGUUCCUGGAUUAAAUAUACCAUCAUCGGUGGCAUUAAAAUUGCCUAGUCUCUCUAGACUAUCGAGUCUUUCAUCGGCAAUGGAACCUCCACCAACCGCUCGAAAGUCAAUGAGCGAAAUGUCAACCAAGGAAAUCAUAGAUUACUACGACCCAAUCCUCAACAAAAUCACAGAACAUCUUUAUUUGGGAAGUAGAAUACCGGCAAGCAACAGCAAGGUGCUCAAGGAAAAUGGAGUUUCACAUAUUCUAAACUGUGCUGGCAUGGUGUGCACAAAUCAUUUCCCCGAAGAGUUUGUAUAUAAAACACUAUACAUUAGUGAUGGUAACGGAGAGGAUAUCACUUGUUUCUUUUAUGAAGUAUUGGACUUUAUUCAAGAUGCAAUCGAUCGUGGUGGCAAGGUUUUCAUUCACUGUCAUCAAGGUAUCUCUAGAAGUAGCGCUUUUGUUAUCCUUCAUCUAAUGUAUAAAAAUAAUUGGGAAUUUAAUUAUGCUUUUGAUUAUACAAAAGAAAGAAGAGCAAUUUCAAAUCCAAAUCCAGGAUUUACUGGACAAUUAUUAUUAUGGAGAAAGAAUUCAAAAGAAGGAUGGAAAGAACCAAAAUUAUAUAGAAUGGUUCAAUUGGUAGGGAACAAGGUAGUUGCCAAGGUUUCAAAGAUAACCUAUUUGUCGUUGGAUUCGAGAUGCUGUUUUAUUCUAAAGGUUGACAAUUGUAUCUAUUUGUGGGUCGGUGAACAAUGUUUUGGAACAACAGGUGAGGCCUAUAUAGAAGGAGCACGCAUGGCAAUCUCAAGACUACAAAGAUACGAACGUGCAUCGAUCAGCAUCAAGGAGAUCAAACAGGGACAGGAAGACCUUGAAUUUUGGCAACUCUUGGGGGGAGAAGGCGUUGGUAUUGGCGACGACUAUGAAAGAGAUCUCAUCAGACAACAGCAACAACAACGACUCUUGCUCUCACACAAUGUAAAUAGUAGCUCUCAGAGCAUCGGUGAAAAAUCUUAUCUGUAUAGACUUUUGGAUGGAGAUCAAUGGGAUUUAUACGAUGUUUUUGACGUGGACGAUCUCGAAGAUGAUGGACUCUUUAUCUUGAAAUCCAAAAGCGAAAACAUAUUAUAUGUUUGGAUUGGUAAAGAUCUUAGUUUUUCGUCUUCAUCAUCGGAAUCCAAAGAAACGAUUGGUCUACGUAUGGCCAAUCGUUUUAUCAACCAGAAUCCAUCGUCUUUUGUCGAAAUGAAAUCUGCCAUUACCAUCUCUGUCAUCACUUCAGCUUCUCAAGAAACUGAUGAAUUUUUAGAUAAUUUCUAA
Molecule: messenger RNA, 3474 nt
Organism: Cavenderia fasciculata
Lineage: Eukaryota; Evosea; Eumycetozoa; Acytosteliales; Cavenderiaceae
Gene: mkpA
Product: MAP kinase phosphatase
Exons: 3
Coding region: 1-3474 (1157 amino acids)
Biological process (GO): protein dephosphorylation
Molecular function (GO): actin filament binding; protein tyrosine/serine/threonine phosphatase activity
Source: RefSeq, a predicted model, not a curated record